CCAUUGUCUGGCUGCCGCAACAUGGAAGCGGGCAUCCCAAGGAUAAUUAUCCUUCUUUUAGCCAUACAUGUGAGUCCUUUUGAGUAUAACAAAUCAGUCGUAUUUGGAAAAUGUCUCAUGAGAGGUAUAUGCCAUGAUGGUGGUGGUUCCUCGAAGGAAUCUUGUGUUUAUAAUGGUCCUGCAAUAACUUUAAAAGAUGAAAGCGCAUUAUCUGCACUCAAUGAGAUCUGUCCUUAUCUUCUAGAUGUAAAUGAAAAACAAGGGCUUUGCUGUGACGAAGAGCAGAUAUCGUUAAUUAUGUCAGAAUAUACCGAACUACAGACUAUAUUUAAAAGAUGCCCAUCUUGUCAGUACAACAUAGCUCUUCAGAUUUGCCAUUUCACCUGUUCACCGAACCAAAGUGAUCACAUGCAGCUGGUGUCUUACAAUAUUGAUAUGGAUACACUAAAAAAAUAUGUUACCGGUUAUAACGCGUACAUGUCACCUGAUUAUAUGCAACGAACUUUUGACUCUUGUUCGCAAGUAAUACUUCCUUCUUUGGGCAAAUUAGCUAUAGACACAACAUGCGGGAAAUAUUCAGGAUCACAGUGUAACAAAGAAAGAUGGUAUGAAUUUUUUGGUAACCCAAUCGAAAAUCCAUUCUCAUCUUAUAAAAUUCAAUUCAUCCAGAAAACUGAGAAGUAUUUACACUAUACACCUUUCAAUCCAAAAACGUACAAAUGCUCUGAGGCGGUUUAUAAUAAUUCUGCUUCUUGCAGUUGUAUUGAUUGUUCUGACAGCUGUCCUCCUGCUCAAAAGUACCCUGAAGAUGACAUCUCAUUAAAUAUCUUAGGGGUCGAUGGAUAUAUUUUAAUAGCUAGCAUUGCUUACGGGUUGUUUUUUAUCAUUUUUGUAUCCGUGAGAUGUUACUUUUACCUGUCCAAAAGUAAAAAUGGAUUGACACUUUUUAAAAAUAGCAAUAAUGAGAGACAAAUUAAGCAAAAAAUCAAUGUUUUCCAUCGAGUGACUAAUAAAUUGGAAGAGUUUAUUGAAAAUUCCUUCUAUCUGUGGGGAAAAUUGGUAGCCAAGCAUCCAACUUUAGUGCUUGCUCUUUCAAGUUGGCUUGUCGCAGUUUUAAUAUUUGGCGUGCAGUAUCUUGAAAUCACAACAGACCCUGUACAAAUCUGGGUCUCCUCCACGUCACGAUCAAAAAUCGAGAAGGAUUAUUUUGAAGAGACAUUCGAGCCUUUUUACAGAACUGAGCAAAUAUUCAUAAAAAGCGUUGGUUUACCGAAAAUAGUGCAUCACACAUCCAAUGGACCUAUUGAAUUUGGUCCAGUGUUCCACAAGAAUUUCCUCUUGGAACUGUAUAAAUUACAGGAAGAGAUAGAAGCUAUUCCAGGUUUGGUCGAUGUUUGCUUCGCUCCAUUAAGCUCAAAGCCAAAAGCUACCAACAUUACUCAAUGUGUUAUUCAAAGUGUCUGGGGCUAUUUUCAAAACAAUUUACAAACAUUUAAUAGUUCUCACAAAGAUGAAAAUAAUUUCACUGUUAAUUAUUUAGACCACCUUUACUCCUGUAUGCAGAAUAGUUUCAAUCUGGAUUGCUUGGCUCCGUAUGGAGGAAAUGUUGAACCUGCUAUAGGUGUGGGUAGUUUUUUACAGUUUGAUGAAUCUGCUUUCCACAGAGCAGAGGCACUUGUUCUAACAUACGUUAUUAACAACCAUUUAGAUCAAGAUAAACUUAAACCAACACUGGAAUGGGAAAAAAACUUUAUUUCCCUUCUUAAAAACUACACGAGCUAUAGAAAGCCUGAAUUUAUGGAUCUAGCUUUCCGCAGUGAGAGAUCUAUAGAAGAUGAACUUCAAAGAGAAUCAGUGGCUGAAAUUUUUACAAUAGCCAUAAGUUAUAUACUUAUGUUUAUAUACAUUUCAAUUUUUCUUGGUUCUUACAAAUCAUAUCGAACGCUUCUGAUCAACAGCAAAAUUGGACUUGGACUCGGUGGCGUUCUCGUUGUUUUAGUUGCAGUGUUUUGCUCUCUAGGGAUAUUUGGUUACGUCGGUUUGCCAACUACCCUUCUAACUAUUGAGGUAAUUCCAUUUUUAGCACUGGCAGUUGGAGUCGACAACAUGUUUCUGCUUGUUGAAACACAAAAGAAAAAUAUAAUACUUUACAAAGAUACUGUAGAAUGCGUAGGCCAAACCUUGAAGCAAAUUUGUCCUUCUUUACUUCUUACAACAUUUUCUGAAGCUGCUUGUUUUGUGAUAGGAAGUUUAACGAAUAUGCCUGCUGUAAGAACUUUUGCUUUGUAUGCCACUGUUGCAUUACUCUUGAAUUUUGCUCUUCAAAUGACUAUAUUUGUUGCUUUCCUAUCUCUUAAUGGAAAACGUGUUUUGGACAAUCGCUUAGAUUUAUUUUGCUGUAUAAAAUUAAAAUCUGCCCCCAGGCUGUCAUCUAUUGAUGAGACGUGGUUUCAUAAUGCAAUUCAAAAACCUUUGUUGGCAUUCAUGUUCCAACCGGUGGUGAAAGCCAUUAUUUUUUUAAGUUUCAUAUUUUGGUUUGCGGCGAGUAUCGCCACAAUCCCUCAUAUUGAACCUGGAUUAGAACAGGAAAUUUCUAUACCUUUGGAUUCCUACGUUGCAAAAUUCUUUACUAUGAGUAAGGAUGUUUUGUCGUUGGGACCACCAGUUUAUUUUGUAGUAAAGUCGGGGUUGAACUAUAGCGAUGACCAUGUUCAAAAUCUCAUCUGCGGAGGCCUGAGAUGUGCAUCGAAUUCGUUAAGUACACAAAUCAAUACGGCUUCAAAACAAAAGAAUAUAACUUACAUUGCAAGCCCGGCUUCAUCCUGGAUUGACGAUUAUAACGACUGGUCAACAAUCGAUGGAUGUUGUAAAAUGUAUCCAAAUGGGACGUUUUGCCCUCAUAGUGAUGCAAAUUGCAUGCCGUGCAAUAUAACUCUAAACAGUGACCGGACGAGGCCAGACGUGGCAUCUUUUAAACAUUAUUUGCCAUUUUUUCUCCAAGACAUUCCUGAUCCUGAUUGCGCUAAAGGAGGCCAUUCUGCUUACAACCAGGGGUUGAUGUAUUUCCUGGAUAACUACGCUACGGCAGUUGUAUCAGAUUCAUAUUUUAUGGCUUAUCAUAAACCUUUGUUUACAUCAAGAGAUUACUACACUGCUUUAAGAAUGUCUCGUGCAAUAGCUGAAAAUAUAACAAAAACUUUAAAUGACUUACUGCCAGAUCAAGAGAACGUUGAAGUAUUCCCUUACAGUGUGUUCUAUGUUUUUUACGAACAAUACCUGACAAUUUGGAUUGAUGGUGUCAUAUCGAUUUGUUUAUCCUUACUCACCAUCUUCUUAGUCAAUGUCCUGCUCAAUGGGUUUGAUUUAAUUACAGCGAGCUUGGUUUUAUUUACUGUUUCAAUGAUUAUGUCGAGCAUAGCUGCUCUGAUGUAUUGGUGGAACAUCAACUUAAACGCCAUCACCCUCGUUAAUUUGGUCAUGGCGAUUGGUAUAAGUGUGGAAUUUUGCAGUCAUAUUGCGCACGCAUUUUGUUUUUCUCCACACGAAACCAAAGAUAAAAGAGCCAAAGAUGCCCUGUUGAACACAGGCUCCUCUGUUUUUUCAGGGAUCACCUUAACAAAAAUUAUCGGUGUAUCAGUCCUAGCAUUUUCAAAGACGCAGAUUUUUAGAGUAUUUUAUUUUAGAAUGUACUUGGGGAUGGUCGUGUUUGGAGCGCUUCAUGGUCUCAUUUUCCUUCCAAUCCUACUCAGUUAUUUUGGUUCUGACAACAAAAUUCGAAUGUAUCUCAGAUCAAGACGAAGGCUGGCAUGUGUGGAAAGUGAAUAAAUUAUUUAAUAAGUCAUUAAUAUGCAUCAAAAUGUAUUAUUUUAUUUAUUAAAGAAAAU
Cimex lectularius (bed bug) is the source of this 3884-nucleotide messenger RNA. RefSeq names its product Niemann-Pick type protein homolog 1B-like. The record is from RefSeq and is a predicted model, not a curated record. NCBI's taxonomy places the organism in Eukaryota, Metazoa, Arthropoda, Insecta, Hemiptera, Cimicidae. Gene Ontology annotation, molecular function: lipid carrier activity. Gene Ontology annotation, cellular component: membrane. The coding region runs from base 22 to 3825 and encodes 1267 amino acids. The transcript is spliced from 24 exons.